AUGGCAAACGGAUUUAUAGCAUCGGCAAUUGGUUUAAAUGCUGAUCUUCAAGAACACUUAACAUGCGUUAUUCAUCGUGGUCUUCUUGAUCAUCCAAUGAUUUUACCCUGCAAGGGUAAACAUCGUCUUUGUCAAGAAUGUACUGAAGAACUAAUAGGAUCAUCAUGGAACAUUACUUGUCCAGAAUGCCGAGAAUCAUACGAGGUUCCACAGGAUUGGGCUGAUAUCUGGUUCGACCGUGUACUUCAUCAUAUUACUUCAAAAUUAAGCAGUAAUGAGGCGGAAAUUAAUCAAAAAGUGAUCAAAUUCGUACAGGAAUCUUACUCUCGUCAUGGUUCUCCAAACCAAAGGCUUCAUAUUAAAUCUGUUCAAAUGGUAUCGAAUCCUCGACUAAAAGCUAAUUUUGAUAAAUGCAAACAAACGAUUAACUCACAUGAAAUCAUUACUUUGUUACAUGGAACCACACGCAAGGCUGCACUUUCCAUCAGUGGCCAAGGUUUCCGUAUUCCUGAGAGUUUUAACAGAAAUUCUGAAGAUGAAAGCGAAGGAGAACUAAAAUUUGGUACAGCCAUUUAUUUCGCAGAGGCUAAAAAAGCGACAGAAUACGGUAAAAAUACUCUUGUUCUUGCUGAUUGUAUUCUUGGUCGCAUUGAAGAAAAAGAUGUGUCUGAACUUAAGCUUACUCCUUCUAUCGGCCACGAACGUGGUUAUGACACGAUUUACUAUAACAAUCAUCAGGAAGGUAUUGUCAGUCAAGAAUGGGCUAUUUAUAGAUCAGAUCAAUGCUAUCCUCUUUGUAUUAUCGAUUAUGAAUUCCUUGACAUCAACAACUCGUCAGAAGAUGUAUUACUUAAUUACAUAAAAACAAUGAAUCCCAUGUUCCCUGACUUGUAUGCCAUUCAUCAAGCAUUGACCGGUACCGAAAAUCAAUGCAAAGAAGCAUUGAGAUUUAUUGGUGAUACUGCUAAAAACAACUUACUGUUAGAAAGCAGAAUUGCGUCGUCAUUGUUGGCUACUUUGUCUAACGGUCAGAUUGGAACAUUAUUGAAACAUCCGAAUGAAACUGUUCGCAUUCUUUUUCUUCGUGCACUCUGGCAAAUAGGACAACGAGACCGUAGCCCGGAGCUGUACGUUCACCUAAUUUUCCAUUGGAAAUUGCUGAUAGAAUCGUUGCAAUCAGGUUAUACCGAUGUCUCAUGGCGUGCUUGCGGUGUAUUAACUAAUAUGGCAGCAGUUAUUACUCAUGUUCGAAAGGCACUUAUUUCUUCUGAAGUGUUAAAUCAACUGAUGCUGCUCCUCAAACGAGCUGUGCAAUUUGAAGACAAAACAUGUGUUUUAACUGUUCUCCAUCUGAUGGCUAACAUCGCGGUAUCCGAACAUGAAAUUAUGAAACAACAAAAGAAUAUUCUUGAUUAUGUGAACCAAAACUUACUUGAUCAUAAUGAUAUUGAAAUUCAAGAAGCAGGAAAUCGCCUGUUCUGCAACAUCAUCGGAAAAGGCAAUCUUAGUGCUGACUGGAAGCGAGGAGGCUACAAAGAUGUAGCUGUAGCACCAACUAUCGACUAA
This is a messenger RNA of Adineta steineri, 1566 nucleotides long. The record is from the annotation of a GenBank genome assembly. NCBI's taxonomy places the organism in Eukaryota, Metazoa, Rotifera, Eurotatoria, Adinetida, Adinetidae.